This is a messenger RNA of Sorex fumeus (smoky shrew), 936 nucleotides long. Its product is annotated as olfactory receptor 7A17-like. Lineage: Eukaryota; Metazoa; Chordata; Mammalia; Eulipotyphla; Soricidae. The transcript has a single exon. Gene Ontology annotation, cellular component: membrane. The record is from RefSeq and is a predicted model, not a curated record. The coding region runs from base 1 to 936 and encodes 311 amino acids. Gene Ontology annotation, molecular function: G protein-coupled receptor activity; olfactory receptor activity. Gene Ontology annotation, biological process: G protein-coupled receptor signaling pathway.
AUGAAACCAGAAAAUGAUUCACACAUUUCAGAAUUUAUUCUUUUGGGAUUUUUAGAGGAACCAGAACUGCACUCCAUCAUAUUUGUGCUUUUCCUGUCCAUGUACCUGAUCACCAUCUUUGGGAACCUGCUCCUCAUCCUGGCCGUCAUCUCAGACCCCCACCUCCACACGCCUAUGUACUUCUUCCUGUCCAACCUGUCCUUUGUGGACAUCUGUUUCACCUCCACCACAGUCCCUAAGUUACUGGUGAACAUACAGAAAGAGUGUAAAGUUGCAACCUAUGAAAGUUGCAUCACUCAGAUGUAUUUCGUCAACGUGUUUGCAGUGUUAGAUGAUUUACUUCUCACCGUGAUGGCCUAUGAUCGUUUUGUGGCCAUCUGCCACCCCCUGCACUACACGGUCAUCAUGAGCCCCCGAAUCUGUGGACUUUUGGCUGUGGGAUCUUGGACCGUGAGUUCCCUUGUUUCACUUUUGCAUAGCUUACUCACUCUAAGGUUGUCCUUUUGCACAGAUUUGGAAAUCCCCAACUUUUUCUGUGACCUCAAACAGAUGGUCCAGCUUGCCUGUUCUGACACCUUACUUAAUAAUGUGGGGAUUUAUCUGUCAACUGUGCUGCUGGGUGGCGGUCCUCUGGCUGGGAUCCUUUACUCUUAUUCUAAGAUUGUCUCCUCCAUAAGUAAAAUCUCAUCGGCCCAAGGGAAAUAUAAAGCCUUCUCCACUUGUGCUUCUCAUCUCGCCGUUGUCUCCUUAUUUUAUUGCACUAGUCUGGGCGUGUAUCUUAGCUCUGCUGCCCCCCACGGCUCACAGUCCAAUUCAAUCGCCUCCAUGAUGUACUCUGUGGUCACCCCCAUGCUGAACCCUUUCAUCUAUAGUUUGAGGAAUAACGACAUAAAGAGGGCCCUGAAAGCUUUCUUGCUGAAGGGACAGUUCACCUAG